CCACUCUAUCGAGCUUGACGCUGUCAGUAAGAGCCAACUUUCAACAUCGAGUCUUAUCCCGCGCCCACCAACGACCAAGAAUUGCGAUAUUUCGACCGCACAAGAGUGAAUUGCUCUUCGAAAUACCACAAGACCAACAAAAUCAACAACGACCCCAGCGCUGGGACAUAAAAAAAAGAUUCCUUCUCGCGGUGAAUAUCAAGCUGGCCUUGCAUGUUUAUCAUCAGUCGGCAGACCGCUUUUCACUCUUUCCCUUACUCGGUCUUGUGGUCACAUCUUUUUCAUCAUGACUUUCAUGACCAUCACGAACCCCAAAGUCCAUUUCAUGCAGUUUUCCCAGCAUGGCGUUCUGGUUUCUUCUCAACGCAAAAGCGAAGAUACCCUUGCAGCGUCUUUUCCACCAUUACAUUCGUUUCACUUCAUACCAUUCACCGGCGUUACAUCAAGAGAAAAGCCCAAAAGUUCUUUCAUGCAGCCUUUCCAGCACGGCGAUCUGGUCUCAUUUCCCAACAAGCGCGAAGAUGCCCCUGCAGCGUUUCUUUCUCAUACAUUCGUUUCACAUCCACUCAACCACCAGCACUACACCAAGACAGAACGACAGAAACAAGCAACAGAAGGAACGUAUUGUAUGUUUUUUUUUUCUACCUAAUCCGCGAGAAGAGAAGAAGGGGUUUUGGGAAAGAACAUCUCUACAUACCUGCCUGCCUUGUUUGCUGUGCACCAGAGAAGAAGUUCCCCGUCAACAGCACCAUUAUCCCCUGCCCCAAUUGCUCCAAGAAAAUCAAGUGGUUUUUAGUCCAGAGAAAAUGGAAACGAGAGAGAAUGUUUCCACCAAUGGCGUUUUUUGGAGGGAAGCUGCGAGUGGCUUGGCAUAACAGUGAUUAUUGAGUGACGCUUUGUAGUGAUGUACUUUUGAGCAGCUUCCUGAGUAAGCAGGUAUGA
Molecule: messenger RNA, 942 nt
Organism: Aureobasidium subglaciale EXF-2481
Lineage: Eukaryota; Fungi; Ascomycota; Dothideomycetes; Dothideales; Saccotheciaceae
Exons: 1
Coding region: 214-888 (224 amino acids)
Source: RefSeq, a predicted model, not a curated record